AUGGCUGCGUGCGGCAUGGAGCACCCGUGCAGCAACAAGCGCCCUCGCCUUAUAGCCUCUGCUGCCAUCUCGGACGAAGCAUCUAGCUGGGCGUCUCUUCAGGCAGAUUUGGUUCGCCUGAUCGGUUCGAGGGUGCUAGCGGGCGACCUGAUGGACUACGUCCGCUUCCGGGCCGUUUGCCCCUAUUGGCGGUCUAGCUCAGUGUGCCCACGCGGCCGCGGGGUUGUCGACCCGCGCUUCCACCCGCGCCGGUGGAUGAUGCUGCCCGAGGGCAACGGCCUCCACCCUGGCCACGGCAAGUUACGUGGUUACAUCCGCUUCUUCAACCUCUCCACAGGCGUCAUCGUCCGCGUCCUGCUCCCGCUUUUCAGGAACCACUGCAUCCUCGACUCAGUCGAUGGCCUCCUCCUGCUGCAACGGGACGAAGACACUGUCAUCCGCCUCUUCCACCCCUUCACCGGUGACAUUGUAGACCUCCCGCCACUCGCCACCCUCAUGCGUCUUCCUGGAGCCAAUCUGAAUGUGACAAGGACUUGGACGUAUUUUAGAAAGAUCGGCGCUACCUCCGUCAGUGUUAGUGCAGGUGGAGUCAUCACUGUCAUGAUUGUACUUCAUAGCAUAUCGAUGCUAGCCUUUGCUACUUCCACAGACCAUCAAUGGAAUGUUCCACCCUGGAGGCUCUCACCAUUUUGGAGGCUAAUAUCAUCCCAAGGCAAGCUAUACAUGAUGGAUAAUCCUACACUUGACACUAGUCACCCCCGGUGA
Lolium rigidum is the source of this 765-nucleotide messenger RNA. RefSeq lists its product as uncharacterized. The transcript has a single exon. Lineage: Eukaryota; Viridiplantae; Streptophyta; Magnoliopsida; Poales; Poaceae. Bases 1 to 765 code for a protein of 254 amino acids. The record is from RefSeq and is a predicted model, not a curated record.